Molecule: messenger RNA, 1104 nt
Organism: Drosophila ananassae
Lineage: Eukaryota; Metazoa; Arthropoda; Insecta; Diptera; Drosophilidae
Product: protein tesmin/TSO1-like CXC 7
Exons: 2
Coding region: 77-1069 (330 amino acids)
Biological process (GO): regulation of DNA-templated transcription
Cellular component (GO): nucleus
Source: RefSeq, a predicted model, not a curated record
UCUUCUAUGUUACUUUUGACAGAAGAAUUUAAGGUGUCACGGGAGUGAGAUCCCAAGGAAAUUAUAAAUUAUUGAAAUGCCAAAGAUGCCAAAAAUGCCUAAAAUUAAUAUCUACGAGAAGAGUCGAGCUUCAAAGAGCUCUAGAGAUCAUCAUGGUCAUGGCCAGAAUCGCGGGCAUGGUCAAGGGCAGAACCAUGGAAACAACCAGAAUCAUGGACAGAGCCAGAGUCACGGGCAUAACAGUGCUCUGAACCAUAAUCUUACCAACCUUACCAUUAGUCACCACAGCGCGGGCCAUGGCAUAAACCAUAGCUUGAACCAAGUCUUAAAUCACGCCCUAAAUGGCCAAAACCUUAUGCCAGCCAAUGCCCAGAUUCCAGUCCAAUGCCAGGCCACCAUGAAGGGUUGCUGCUGCAAGCGGUCUCAGUGCAUCAAAAACUACUGCGACUGCUAUCAAUCCAUGGUGAUUUGCUCCAAGUUCUGCCGCUGUGUCGGUUGCAGGAACACAGAAGUGCGCAAGGCCGUGGACUCCAGCACACCAGCCAAAAACUCGAGUGCCGCCAAGCGAGAGAAGGCGGCUGCCAUGAGCGCCAAGGCUGCUGCUGCAGCGGCUAAGGCUGGCAUCCAUGUGCCCAUGAAGCAUAUUCCUGGAUCCGGUCCAGGAGUACCCGGUAAACCUUUUGGCUUUCCACCUGGUCAAAUUCCGGCAGCAAUCCCAAUGAAUAUUAACAAAAAAUCACAGCAAGCGCAGUUGGUAGCAGCUGGUCGUGAAGGGAUACCCGUUGCUCGUCCCCAUUUAAAUGGGCCAGCUUCCGUAAGAGCGAUGAAGGCAGCAGGGCAUGUUCAAUCCGUGGGCAUGGUCAAUCCCGGCAAGAUCGAACGUCAGCAUCCAAAUUUCUUCUCGCAGCCGGUCAAUGCCGCUCUGUUGGAGUGUGUGUUGGUGCAGGCUACCGAGGCGGAGCAGAUGGGAUUCAACGACGUCCAGGUGGGACAGUUGAUUCUCCUGGAGUUUAUGCGCGGCGUGAAAGCAAUCUAUGAAGCUACAUGUGAACAUAACAUAGCAUCAUAAUGGUGAAAUAAAUGGUUGAAAUGGUUGUAACAAAA